Messenger RNA from Aspergillus niger, 1140 nucleotides. RefSeq lists its product as uncharacterized. NCBI's taxonomy places the organism in Eukaryota, Fungi, Ascomycota, Eurotiomycetes, Eurotiales, Aspergillaceae. Gene Ontology annotation, molecular function: aralkylamine N-acetyltransferase activity. Gene Ontology annotation, cellular component: cytoplasm. The record is from RefSeq and is a predicted model, not a curated record. The coding region runs from base 1 to 1140 and encodes 379 amino acids. The transcript has 5 exons.
AUGUCGGACCAGGCCAACUCUCACUACCAGGAACCCAUUAACGGGCUUAAGCCGUUAUCAAAUGCGGAAAGCUACGACUUGCCUGCUACCGCAAGCGACUUGUCCCGCCGCGCAGAGCGCGCAGAGUUCUCAUACGCCGAUGGCCAGCCUCUAGGAGAGGCUGAGAUUGAAGAGGAUGACGACGACGAAGAGGAAGAAGUUGAAGGAGAAUAUGUCGCUGUGGACCAUGACGAUAUCAACGAAUAUCCUUACUGGUUCCGUCGCCCACCCGUCCACCAACGCACCAAGUUGGAUGAGCUGCACCCGUUCGUGCAGGUUCUCACUGAGUCGAACGUCGAAGAUUGCGUCAAGGUCGAGGAGGCAUUUCCUGAACACGAGCGCUGCUCGCGCGAAAAGUUUCGUUAUCGCCUGAGCAGAUGCCCGGAAUUAUGUCUCGGCUUGUUUACUCUUCCAAUCCUCGGGGAGGGCGAGCCUAAGCCUCGCCCGACGCUGGUGGGCCAUGUCAUCGCCACGAGAACCUCGAACCCGGUGGUGACGGAUAAGUCUAUGGAGCUCCCGCCGAAGUGGCAGGAAGAGCGCAUGACUGUGGAGGAUGGAGAGACUGUUGGUCAUGACGAGUACGGCAGCACGAUUGCCAUCCACUCUCUCGCCGUACUGCCAGAGCAUCAGGGCAAGCAAGUUGGCAGCACAUUGAUGAAGGCAUAUAUCCAGAGGAUCAAGGAUGCGCAAAUCGCCGAUCGCAUUUCCAUCAUUGCGCAUGGCCCUCUGGUGCCCUAUUAUCAGUCUUUUGGUUUUGAGAACCGCGGUCCUAGCAACUGCCAAUUCGGCGGUGGUGGCUGGGUGAACAUGCUGACAGUCCCCAGGUCUUCGAGUUCGCCAAGGAGAUUCGGUCUUACUGGUGGGUUCAUGAUAAAAAGCAACGGCGUUUUGUCGGGCUACGAGGGUUUAGGGACAGAUGAUGAUGAUGCUGGUAUUAUGAUGGCCGGAUUGAAGCACCACGGAUGGUUUGGUCAGGGCAGGCAUAUUUGUAUCAUAGUCCCCGACAUGGUUCAAAGACUUGAAAGUAUCAAAUAUAAUCGACUAAUAUGCGUAAGUACCCAACAGCUGCUGGCUGGCUGGCUGGCUGGCUGCCUCGCCUAG